Molecule: messenger RNA, 1116 nt
Organism: Phycomyces blakesleeanus NRRL 1555(-)
Lineage: Eukaryota; Fungi; Mucoromycota; Mucoromycetes; Mucorales; Phycomycetaceae
Exons: 9
Coding region: 1-1116 (371 amino acids)
Biological process (GO): proteolysis
Molecular function (GO): cysteine-type endopeptidase activity
Source: RefSeq, a predicted model, not a curated record
AUGACAGAAAACUACUAUCACAGUUACAGCAGAACUAGUAACUUCCCUCCUAGUGAGGGUUACGGUGAUUAUACUGAAGAAACGCGCGAAGAGUCUGAAGAUGGAACCACAACCUAUCACUAUACAAAGUCGUCAGGCGAUGAAGUGUUUUUGCAUGUUCGCCAUGAUUUGAAAAACCAGCCCCCUCCAUCAUUUGAGCUCUCAAAUUGUCAAGGAAAGAAGAGAGCCCUUUUGAUUGGUAUCAAUUACACUGGCACACCCAACGAGUUAAAAGGAUGUAUCAAUGAUGUUCAUAAUGUUAAGAACUUCUUGACAACCCUAUACGGAUUUCAAGAAGAGGACAUGGUAAUCUUGACUGAUGAUCAAGAAGAACCACAGCUUAUUCCAACCAGGGCCAACAUUUUGGCAGCUAUGGAAUGGCUUGUUCAUGAUGCCAACCCUAAUGACUCAUUUUUCUUUCACUACAGUGGUCAUGGUGGUAGUGUCAAGGAUAUCAGUGGUGAUGAAGAUGAUGGCUAUGAUGAGACAAUUUAUCCAGUCGACUUUCAAGAAUUUGAUGGCGAAUCCGGUCAGAUUAUUGACGAUGAUAUGCACGAUAUUAUGGUGAGACCAUUGUGUGCUGGAUGUCGAUUGACCGCAAUCUUUGACAGCUGCCACUCGGCCACUGCACUUGACCUUCCAUACAUUUACUCUACACACGGUGUCAUCAAAGAGAUGAAUCUUUUCAAGGAUGCUGGCAAGGGUCUGCUUACUGCUGGUGUGGCAUAUCUUCAGGGUGACAAGAUGGGAGCAUUUUCUUCGAUGAAGGACACAGCCAUGAGACUGUUCAAUGCUCGUGAUGUUGGAGAGCAAAACAGACAGCAGAACAGUUCUCCUGCAGAUGUUAUCAUGUUUUCAGGAUGUAAAGACGAUCAAACUUCUGCAGAUAGUCAAGAGGCAGGAAAGGCUACCGGUGCCAUGAGUUAUGCAUUUACUUCUACUCUUCGAGAAAACCCCAACCAAUCAUACCACAUGCUGUUGAACAGCGUUCGCGACAUCUUGCGAAACAAAUAUGAGCAACGUCCUCAGAUGAGCUCUUCUCAUCCUAUUGAUGUCAACCUUAUGUUUGUCUGUUAA